Molecule: messenger RNA, 723 nt
Organism: Venustampulla echinocandica
Lineage: Eukaryota; Fungi; Ascomycota; Leotiomycetes; Helotiales; Pleuroascaceae
Exons: 1
Coding region: 1-723 (240 amino acids)
Source: RefSeq, a predicted model, not a curated record
AUGGCUUUUCUUUGGCGCUGGCUGAAAGGAAGAAGACGCGAACCUCCUUUUGCGAUCAUCGGACACCUUCACGAUUUGCCUACUAUAAUCGAUGUCUGGCCUGAGGAAUCUGACAACCAUACCUUGAUCGAAGGGCAGUUCAAUAUACGGCGAAUUACCAAAGCGGCUGCCGAAUUUAUUGGCGAGACCUGCAAGACCUCUGCAACGGGUAUGGAAUCUGAAAUUCAAAAGUUCAUGGAGGUGACCCACCAGGACUACUUGACCAAGACAGCAUCGACUAUUUCAGCACCGGUGGGUGCCUCCUUGGUGGUCCUGGUCAUGGGACGGGUAUCCAAAUACAAUCAAACCCCGCUCCCACAAUGGCAUGUUGAUCCCACGGUAUAUAUACCAGAGAACGAGGGAGAGGCCUGCAACUUUUACGCUACGACGCUUCAUGGUUAUCCAACUAUGGUACUCGCCGAGCAUGGAUUUACUAGAAAGUUCAGAUUACGAGGGUUUGCGCCGAUACCUAGCCACAGCGACUCAGACAGCGUUCCUAAUGCCAAGUUCCUUCAGCCUAUCGAAACUGGAGAUAUCAUCAGGUUUACGUCCGGCCAGCCCGACUCCCCUUUGCAUGCAUCCGGGUUCAGAUACGACGAUCAAGUCUUUCUCCGAAUUUGUUAUGGUAGUGAGGCGCAGAUUCGCCAGCAUUGCGACAAUUGGAACAGGAAAUAUAGAGGAUGA